Molecule: messenger RNA, 387 nt
Organism: Prorocentrum cordatum
Lineage: Eukaryota; Dinophyceae; Prorocentrales; Prorocentraceae
Source: the annotation of a GenBank genome assembly
AUGGGUCGCGCCGCUCGCUGGGGCGUCAACGUGACGGCGCUGGACGCGGAGACGCAGCUGGUGGACCUCGGCGGCCCGCCCGGGCGGGCGAGGGUGCCCGAGGGGCUGCUGGAGGAGCUGCAGGGGAAGCUGGCCGGCCUCGCCGAGGGCGAGAGGCUGGUGGCUACGCUGGUGGGGCCGGACGGGAUGCCGAUCCUGCAGGCCGCCGAGGACGGCGGGGAGGCGGAGCCCGCCGCGAGCGGCGACGCCCAGGGCGAGGCCGCCGAGGGCGAGGCCGCCGAGGGCGAGGCCGCGGCCCCCGAGGAGCGGUUGCCCACGCUCGCCGAGCUCCGCGUCGUCGCCCCGCCGCCCCCCGAGGGGGAGGCGGCAGCUGCUGAGGACCCGUGA